CAUACCUAACGAACUAUGUGGAUAUAUUAGAGACCGAAAUACCACAUCAACUCAUACAUUUUCGUGUUUACAUAACAAACAUUUCACAAACAACAUCCAUUACACCAAAACAUUGCAUCAACACUUCGAUGUAAAAUCGAAUUCGUCACCAGACCUCCAAUAUCGACUGUUAAAACGGAAAUGAUUCCAGGCUGGACCUACAGGGACGGAACCCGAUAAUCAUACACUCAACCAAGUGACUUGUACAAUGAGGUUCUACAGCAAACUGUGUCCCAGAAAGAAGUUAAUAAUUAUCCUGACGUUUUCAGUAAUUGGAUUAUGUAUGGUUUCACUUAGACGCUCGACAUCAAAUUCUGUGAAUACAAUGACAGAAUCUGAAGGUCACGAAGUCGAACGUUUCCAUGACGACCAACAUACAGAUUACAAAACAAAAAAUAAAUCUACACAAGCAACAAAGAUUUUGAUUCUGACAUACAUGAGAAGUGGAUCGUCGUUCGUGGCCGAGUCACUGCAGCAAGGCUACAACCAUACAUUCUACAGUUUCGAACCUUUCUGGGAAAUAUACAAGAAAGGGUAUAUCACCUCAGAUAAGGUUUGUCACAGAAACAACAGAUGUAGCAUGAUUACCGAUGCGCUCAAGCUACCGGAAAUGGCAAUAUCAAUUCUCAAAGAUAUGUUUGAAUGUAAAUUAGACUCCCUGCCAGAGGAAGUGCUUCAUACCUUUUCGAAGUUUGAACAGCUGGCGGACCACACAAGACUUGAGAAGUGCUUCCCUAUUCUUAAAAAACGUCAGAGUGGAAAAAUAAAGCAGAAAACUAUCAAUCGCAUGGCCAAAACCAGAUCAAAAUGCAUUGGAUAUCUUGAAAGAAAGUGUCGUGCUUCUAAGCAACUGAUAGUGAAGUCUAUUCGUGUUUCAUUACAGUUAACAAAGGCUAUUUUAGAAAAUAUUAAAGACUUAAAAGUAAUACAUUUGAUACGGGAUCCAAGAGCAAUCCUGCAGUCCCGGAAAGGAAUAGGGGAAAUCAACAAUGAAGGCUUUGUACCAUUCACGAAACAAUUAUGCAACAGAAUGUCACGUGACAUAGACGAAGCACGUGCACUGAUGGAUUCGCACCCAGAGCGUGUUUUCCCUUUGCGGUACGAAUGUCUGGCUGAAAGACCUGUUGAAAGUCUACGUAAAAUAUACAGUGAUAUGUCGCUACCGUUCACCUCACAAACGGAAGUGUGGAUAAAUACAUAUACAAAAGGAAUGACUCCAUUAACGAGACAGAACGAGUAUGAUAGUAAUUACACUACUGAUUCAAAGGUGUUACCUUACACGACCAGUGAAACAGAACUGUUAGGAAAUCAUUCCACAGAUACUGAGCAUGUUGAUCCCACUAACCGUGACAGCAUCAGAACCGGCUACACUGUUUUCAAAGCGAAUUCCUCCCGUAUAUCUAGUGGCUGGCGUUUACGUAUGCCUUAUAGGGAGGUAACGUUGGUCGAUAGUUUAUGUGGUAAAGUGUACGAGAAGAUAGGUGUAUAUCCAUUUAAAUCACAAUUAGAACUUGAGGAUUUGAGCCACAGUGACCGAUACGAUACAAAUUAUAUUGCCAGGUACUGCAGGUAAAUAUAUAAAUUAUAAUUAUGAUCUUCCAAUCACAUUAAACUGUUGUUGUUAUA
This is a messenger RNA of Pecten maximus, 1665 nucleotides long. Its product is annotated as carbohydrate sulfotransferase 5-like. Gene Ontology annotation, biological process: N-acetylglucosamine metabolic process; sulfur compound metabolic process. The record is from RefSeq and is a predicted model, not a curated record. The coding region runs from base 248 to 1612 and encodes 454 amino acids. The transcript has 4 exons. Lineage: Eukaryota; Metazoa; Mollusca; Bivalvia; Pectinida; Pectinidae. Gene Ontology annotation, molecular function: N-acetylglucosamine 6-O-sulfotransferase activity.